AGCUUAGCUGUGAUUGAAGGUACUUCUUUAAAAACCCAUCAGCUUCGUUCUGCGAUAACGUCACCCACUAAACCUUCAUAUCCGCGGUAGAUCGACCAGCAAUCUGCAUCUCUAUCCAUUUCGUACCCUCACGGUUUCCGUCUGCUCGUUCAUCAGGAGCGUUUCAGACUUACGCAGUCAAAAGUCCGAGUCCUCUCAGCUUGUAUAUUGCCUACACUGGGGAAAAUUGAAAAUUUGUACGUUUAGACGGCGCACUGAGAGAAUUGUCUGAGUGCGCAAGUAUCACACCAAGACGCACCAAGACGCACCAAGAUGAAGGUGCUCAUAACAGGCGCUACUGGCACGAUCGGCUCCGCAAUCCUAAGACAUUGCCUUCAAGAGCCAUCCAUAACCUCGAUCGUCGCGCUCUCCCGCCGAGCCCUUCCCCAAGACAUCUCUUCCCCAAAACUCAGCACAAUCCUCGUUUCUGACUUCGCAAACUACGACGCCGCACUCCUCUCGAAGAUAGCCUCCGCGGACGCAGCGAUAUGGGCAAUGGGUACCACAGACGCGAAUCACGAAGUCAAUGUCAUCUAUCCGCACACGUUCUUCACGACAUUCCUAGAUGCGCGCAAGAACUCUGAACACCGAUCUAAGCGCUUUCGCUACAUUCGUAUCAACGGUGCGUUCACAGUAAGCGACCAGGACCGUUCCUUGUGGUUUUUCUCCGAGCCCAGGAAAUUGCAUGGGAUGUCUGAAGCUAGGACUCUGGAGCUGGGCAAGCAGUACCGCGAUGUGUGCCAGACUUUUGUGGUGAAGCCAGGAGGAGUAGCAACAUCAGGGGCGGGGGUUAUGGAGUGUGCUGGGAAAUUGUUUGGGGACGGAGCGGUGAUAGGUGCUGAGACACUGGGAGCUUUCGUGGCGGAUCUCGUCGUUCAUGGGGAGGAGGAAGAAGGUGCAAUCUUCAAUAAGAGGAUGGUGGAGAAAGGGUCGGCGCUGCUAAAGGGGAACAAGUGAAGCAGGAUCAGACUGAAUUCUGUAGGAGUGGUUUGUCAGCACGGGGCCCAUAUCAAACUAUUUUCCAUCAAC
This is a messenger RNA of Paraphaeosphaeria sporulosa, 1068 nucleotides long. RefSeq lists its product as uncharacterized. The transcript has a single exon. The coding region runs from base 313 to 996 and encodes 227 amino acids. NCBI's taxonomy places the organism in Eukaryota, Fungi, Ascomycota, Dothideomycetes, Pleosporales, Didymosphaeriaceae. The record is from RefSeq and is a predicted model, not a curated record.